This is a messenger RNA of Ricinus communis (castor bean), 891 nucleotides long. Its product is annotated as glycine-rich cell wall structural protein 1. The transcript is spliced from 3 exons. The record is from RefSeq and is a predicted model, not a curated record. The coding region runs from base 1 to 891 and encodes 296 amino acids. Lineage: Eukaryota; Viridiplantae; Streptophyta; Magnoliopsida; Malpighiales; Euphorbiaceae.
AUGGGUGUCUUUCAAAAAUGGCUCUCUUUGCUUCUUCUUUUCUUGUGCAUUGUUUCUCAUUUGAGUGUAGUCGCUUUUGGGGAUGACAAACUUGAUAAAACUAGGUUUCGCAAUGACGAUGAUUAUUGUCGUUGGGGUAGACGAUGCGGUGGGCGCUUUGGUCGUGGACGUGGAGGUGGACUAGGAAGAGGCGGUGGCAUUGGUGGUGGAGCUGGAGGUGGGCUAGGAGGAGGUGGUGGAGCUGGAGGUGGGCUAGGAGGAGGUGGUGGAGCUGGAGGUGGACUAGGAGGAGGUGGUGGAGCUGGAGGUGGACUAGGAGGAGGUGGUGGAGCUGGUGGUGGUGGGGGAGGCGGUAUUGGAGGUGGUUCAGGUCACGGUGGAGGCUUUGGAGCUGGAGGUGGUGUAGGUGGUGGUGUAGGAGGCGGUGCUGGAGGAGGAGGUGGUGGUGGUGGUGGAGGAGGUGGUGGUGGUGGAAUUGGCGGGGGUUCAGGCCAUGGAGGAGGCUUUGGAGCAGGAGGUGGUGUAGGUGGUGGUCUUGGAGGUGGUCCUGGAGGAGGUGGAGGUGGAGGUGGAGGUCAUGGAGGAGGCUUUGGAGCUGGAGGUGGUGUAGGUGGAGGUAUCGGGGGUGGUGCUGGAGGAGGAGGCGGUGGAGGUGGAGGUGGAGGAGGAGGAGGAGGUGGUGUAGGUGGAGGAUCAGGGCAUGGAGGUGGAUUUGGUGCUGGUGGUGGCUUAGGAGGAGGUGCAGGAGGUGGUCUUGGUGGUGGCCAUAGAGGCGGUGGAGGAAUUGGAGUUGGAAUUGGCAUUGGCAUAGGAAUUGGAGUAGGGGCUGGUGCUGGCCAGGGAACUGGCAGUGGUACUGGGAGCGGCAGUGGAGGUGGUGGAAAACAUUAA